This is a messenger RNA of Durusdinium trenchii, 1159 nucleotides long. The record is from the annotation of a GenBank genome assembly. NCBI's taxonomy places the organism in Eukaryota, Dinophyceae, Suessiales, Symbiodiniaceae.
GGCAACCCGUGUGCAACCCAUCUCGCCCUUUCGCCAUCGUCCAUGGGAUUCCUGCGCCAUGACGAGUAUCAGCGGCUAUCCCAACGACACAUCCCUGGCACUGGCGUGCGACGCUGAUGCGGAGGUGGAGUCCUUGGCAACGCUCCGAGGAUUGGUAGGACCCCAUGCUUCCCUGGACCAGUUGGAACACCAGCUGCGGCGCUUCUCCAAUGACCCCAGGAAGGCAGCAAAUGGCUACUUCCGGAGUGCCUGUGCAGAGAAGAUUCCAUUUGACUUUGAGCCGCGACCCCUGCGAGUGUCGUCCUCCAGCACGACGUCAGCGCUCAGCACGUCGUGUCCGCAGCAGUGCUGGUUGGAUUUGGAUGCACAACUAUUUCCGGCCGCUUGCUACUUGCAGAUCUCGGACGGCUGGAGCUUAUUGACGGCCUCCCAGGAGUUGCACCAGCGCAUCAUCCAGGAUGAAGACUUUUGGACCAAAGCCUUCCAGAGCAUCUUCCAGGAGGUGCCACGCCCAGUGUGCGAGGAUGGUGGCGCCGAAACGGCGUUCCGGUGGUUCGCUGAACGCUGGCGACUGGAGUUGGAGAAGGUCUGUCCCAAGUGCGCCGCCCGCCGUGCGAUCAUCCCCAUCGUCUAUGGCUUCCCCAGCGCGCCGCUGACGGCACAGUACCGGAAGGGGUCUUUGGUGCUGACGGAGGUCUGUGGCUUCUUAGGGCCCUGCUGGGCGUGCCGACGGUGUCACUUCGAAUUCGAGCAGUACCCCUACAGCAGUUCGAGCGAGCGCACCCUGGGAACCUCCAUGGUUCGGAAGUAUCCCUUCCUUCGUGUGUGCCUCGCUGCUGAUGGUGCAACGGAUGAUGCAGAAAGUCGAGAUGAGUCUGAUUGAGUGCACAGCCCGGUGGAAAUACUCACUUCAGGUUUACCUGAUGUGUGUGUGUGUGUGUUGACGUGUUCUUUUCCGUGCUCGUUUGCUUGGUGCAACAUGGCGCAGCUGUUCUUUUAAGCCAACCUCUUGAGUCAUGCUGAGUUGAUCACCCUAUCACACCAUCCACAUCCACCGACCGCACUGACCGCGGCCGCACCGACCGCUGGCGUUCCACCCACCGCGUGGACGACCGUUUCGACGCGGUCGAAACGACUUGGCACUGAACUCGGACGAAAG